UUUCGUUUCCUCCUUCAAUCGUCAUCUGUCUGUCAUUUUCCGGAACUAUUCACAGGAUUACUCACAAGGGGGAAAAGCUUGAGUCAGGAGAGAGUCCUUUCUUUCUUUACGAUACUUGCGUCAGGCUUGAAACUACCACUACCAUCAACUCCACCAACAACUACACCAGGCAUCCACAUCUCCCUGAAACCACCAACCAACACAACACCACCAUCCAGUCCCCAGGACACCACCCCACCACACAAACACACCACCGCAGACUCUGUCAAGAUGUCCGCACCCAACAGCCCCGAACAACAACGAGCCGUCUCCCCGGCCAUCGAAGAUGAACCCGCCCGUGCCCCGACCCCGGACGCCGGCGCGGGCGCCGACAACAACGCCGAAGAAAGCGACCACCAACCCCAACCCCGACCCCAAGACCAAGAGAAUGCUGCGGCCUCGGAGCCCGAAGACGACGAAGAUGACGAUGACAAAGCCCACGACUCGGACGACGAGUCGAUCCUGUCCGAGGUGGACGAGGCGCAGUUCGAGGACUUCGACCCGGAGAACGUCGACAUCGAGGACCGCCCGCAGCUGGCCAUCGACGAGGACAACCUGAAGCUGAUCGGACGGCACAAGCGCAAGCGCACGGAGGGGGCCGAGGGGGAGCAGUCGAAGCGGAAGCGCGAGGGCCGGCGCGAGAAGAAGAGCCGUCGAAUGCGCGAGCUGGAGGAAGGCGGCGGGGCCAGUGAUGAGGAAGGCGGCACGGGCAAGGCCGGGCGGAGACGGACGGGCGCGUCGAAGAAGAAGGAGGUGUUGCCGGAGGAUGAUGAGACCUUGGAUCCUGCUACGCGACGGAGGAGAGCGCUCGAUCGUGCUAUGGAUGAAGCGUUGAAGAAGCCGACUAAGAGACGGUUCCGGAAGGCGGAUGGCAUUGAUUUGGAACAAAUGGCCGAUGCUGAGAUCGAAGACAUGCGCAAACGCAUGACCCACGCCGCACAGAUGGAUGCCAUCAACCGCCGCGAAGGCAAGCCCGCCAUGCACAAACUCAAGAUGCUCCCGGAGGUCGUCUCGCUGCUGAAUCGCAACCAAUACGUCAACAGUCUGGUCGAUCCGGAAAUCAACCUGCUCGAGGCCGUCAAGUUCUUCCUGGAGCCGCUGGACGACGGCUCGCUCCCCGCCUACAACAUCCAGCGCGAUCUGAUGACGGCGCUGGGCAAGCUGCCGAUCAACAAGGAGACGUUGAUCGCCAGUGGGGUCGGCAAGGUGAUUGUAUUCUACACGCGGAGCAAGCGACCGGAGCCAGGUAUCAAGCGCAUGGCCGAGCGCCUGCUGGCCGAGUGGACGCGCCCGAUCCUGCAGCGCAGCGACGACUACUCCAAGCGGGUGUACCAGGAGGCUGCUUUUGAUCCUACGUAUGUUUCCCAUCUCCCCUCUUGUCUGCAGCGUUUUCGUCGUCGAUCGUCGCUUUCGAUUGCUCCAAUAUCGCACUUUUGCAUUUCCCUGCUAACUUGAACCAGUCAACUGGGCACAUCUCGUCCCAAAUCGGCGCAAACGUCGGUGGCGGAGGCGCGCGCGCGCGAAAUGCUGCCGCCGCGACUGGCGAACCGGGCGCGCGCCGACCUCACUCACACGAGUUACACGGUGGUGCCGCGCCCGACGAUGGUACAGGAGAGCAAGUUUGCGCGACCCUUGGGCGCCAGCGGCGAGGAUCGAUUCCGGAAGAUGCGGGCGCGACAGAUUGCGGCGUCCAAGGGAUCCCGGCGAUAGCGGGGGGUGUUUGGAGUGUAGCUUUAGUUGCAUAUGUUCUUUAUCUUUGCUUCGUAUUCGAUUUAUUUACGGACGGGAAAGGCGCAGGAAAUUGGGAAUGAAUUGUAAUCAUUUAAUUUAAAGCUUACGGAGUAUGUGACUAGUGAGGAGAGGCGAGGAGACGAAGGAG
Aspergillus aculeatinus CBS 121060 is the source of this 1918-nucleotide messenger RNA. RefSeq names its product transcription factor SPN1. Gene Ontology annotation, cellular component: nucleus. Lineage: Eukaryota; Fungi; Ascomycota; Eurotiomycetes; Eurotiales; Aspergillaceae. The annotation marks the transcript as partial. Gene Ontology annotation, biological process: poly(A)+ mRNA export from nucleus. The record is from RefSeq and is a predicted model, not a curated record. The transcript has 3 exons.